UAGAAUUUUUAUCAAAACGAAAGCACGUAAUCGUAAUAUACACAAUACACAUGAUAUUUUUUGCCAAUUUUAUAUUUAUUGAUACCUAACUUCUAAGAAUUAGUUAAAUGUUUUAAACCAUAGAUCUAAUAAUUAUACUAUUAUGUUUUAAACGGUGUUGCUUGAACAAAGUUGUAGUACAUAAAAGCAAUUUAUAUUUAACAUUUGAACCUGGAAUAAAUUAUAACUAUAAUAGGCAAUGUUGCAAAAUAGAGAACCUUUGAUUGAAAUUUGCGAGGUACUGGCCGAAAGAGAAGAGUUAAAAGUUACAUGUAAAUUAGCCGCUAAAGAUGCGUUAAUAGCAGGAUUUGGAGCAUUUGCUGGUGCUCUUAUUGCGGGUCCAAUUGGAGUUGCAGUAGGUGGAACCGCAGCAUCUAUAGCAACAGCACUGAAUAGCAGAGGAAAAUAUAGAUCUGUUGUUGAUAUCCUGAGAUAUGAUUUAACUCCAACACAACAAGCAAAAUUAACCGAAGCAGUUAAAAAAGCAGUAAAUAAUGUGAAUGUAGAUGAUGUGGCAAUGUUGAUGACAAUUGUUUUAACUAGUACAACCUUAAAAGAAGCCAUUCUGAAAGAACUUGCUUCUUUUCUUUUGAAAGAAUUAAAUCUGAACAUGUUAAGUCAAAUUUAGCGAUGGUUUUUAAUGAAAAGACUGCUCCCUGUAUAAAAAUGGUCUUAUCUCAAUUCUUAUUCAUACUUUGUAUUUGUGAAAUGAUUUUAAAAUGUUACUGAAAGACUGAUAUGUUAGAUGGAAUAAAAGAUUUACUUUUUGAAUAAGAAUCAACUUUGUAUCGUGACAAAAAACAAUUUUUAUAAAUUUUGAACUAGUUAAGUUUUGUUUUUAAAUACUGAAUCUACGUGACUGGCAUGUUUUAAAUUUGUAUUAACAACUCUUUUAAUAGAAGGUACAUUUUUAUCAGUGUUCAUACUUCGUCCAGAUAUAUGUCCCAUGUUGCUUAUUCUUUACAUAUUGUAUAUCAUCGAUUAUUGUAAUAAAAAUAAAAAUCUGAGUUCUGAAAUUAAUUUAAAAUAAUUGAUAUAGAAUAUGGUUAUUGUAUAAUUCAUUAUUAAUUUAAUGGAUAAGUACCUAUAUUUGUGAUAUUUUCCUGUUUGAAUAAAUCUAAUAAAAGCCGAGUAUAGUUUUUAUUUAUUGUACCAAAAUGUGUUUCUGAUUUACAGCCUCCUGAAUUACUAACUGUCUUAUAAAAAUUAUUAUUUCUAAGAUACAGUUGUUUUUAAUGUUUUUUUUUUUUUUGUUAUUGACAAAGCAAAUUUGAUUUACUUUCCAUUAUUAUUUUCAGAUUUAAUUUAUGUAGUUACUUAUAUGAUCCAUACUUUUAAAAAAAUAUAAAACUUGAAACAUAUGGCCUAUUAAUUAUUUAAGCUUUUAGUAUUU
Messenger RNA from Anoplophora glabripennis (Asian longhorned beetle), 1432 nucleotides. Its product is annotated as protein C19orf12 homolog. The transcript has 4 exons. The record is from RefSeq and is a predicted model, not a curated record. Bases 239 to 667 code for a protein of 142 amino acids. Lineage: Eukaryota; Metazoa; Arthropoda; Insecta; Coleoptera; Cerambycidae.